This is a messenger RNA of Camarhynchus parvulus, 3712 nucleotides long. RefSeq names its product valyl-tRNA synthetase 1 (gene VARS1). Lineage: Eukaryota; Metazoa; Chordata; Aves; Passeriformes; Thraupidae. Gene Ontology annotation, molecular function: valine-tRNA ligase activity; aminoacyl-tRNA deacylase activity; ATP binding. The record is from RefSeq and is a predicted model, not a curated record. Gene Ontology annotation, biological process: valyl-tRNA aminoacylation. Gene Ontology annotation, cellular component: cytosol.
GGCGCGGCCGCGCUGCUGCUGAGCCCCCCGCGCAUGCGCGGCCGCGACCCCGCCGAGGCCGCCCUGGUGCGGCAGUGGGUGGCGUUCGCUGAGGGGGACCUGGGGACAGCGGCGGCCAUUGCCAUGGGGGGGCCCAAACAGGCCCGGCCCCACGGGCUCCAGGAGCUGCUCCGGGCUCUGGGGGCUCUCGAGUCCCACCUGAGCAGCGGCCGCUCCUUCCUGGUGGGCGACGGCGUCACGCUGGCCGACGUCACCGUGGUGUGCGCCCUGCUGGGGCCCUUCACGCAGGUGCUGGACCCCCCCUCCCGGGCCCCGUUCCCGGGGGUCUCCCGCUGGUUCCGGUGCUGUGUCCGCCUGCCGCAGUUCCGGGCCGAGCUGGGGACGUGCGGCUCUGCGGGGGGGGGGACACCCCCGGGACGCCCCCAGGAGACCCCCGGGAGCGCCGCAGAGCAGCCCCGGGCGGGGGUCCCGGGGGGGGUCCCGGCCGAGCCCCCCGGCCCAGCCAAGAGCGCGGCGCAGCUGAAGAAGGAGGCCAAGAAACGGGAGAAAAUGGAGAAAUUCCAGCAAAAGCAGGAGAAGAACCGGCAGCUGCAGGCCCAGGCCAAGGCCAAGCCCAGCAAGGCGCGGCGGGAGCUGCAGGGGCUGCGCUACGAGACCCCCACCCCCCCCGGCUGCAAGAAGGACGUGGGGGGACCCCUCCCCGAGAGCUACAGCCCCGGCUACGUGGAGGCGGCGUGGUACAGCUGGUGGGAGCAGGAGGGCUUCUUCCGGCCCGAGUGGGGCCGCUCCCUGGACGCCCCCAACCCCCGGGGCGUGUUCGUGAUGUGCCUCCCCCCCCCCAACGUGACCGGGACCCUGCACCUGGGCCACGCCCUGACCGUGGCCAUCCAGGACACGCUGACCCGCUGGCACCGGAUGCGGGGGCUGACCGCGCUCUGGGCCCCGGGCUGUGACCACGCCGGCAUCGCCACCCAGGUGGUCGUGGAGCGGCGCCUGCUGCGCUCCCGGGGGCUGACGCGGCACCAGCUGGGCCGGGACGCCUUCCUGCGGGAGGUGUGGCGCUGGAAGGACGAGAAGGGUGACCGCAUUUACCAGCAGCUGCGGCGCCUGGGCGCCUCCAUGGACUGGGGCCGCGCCUGUUUCACCAUGGACCCGAAAAUGAGCCGCGCCGUCACCGAGGCCUUCGUGAGGCUGCACGAGCAGGGCCUGAUCUACCGGAGCCGGCGCAUCGUGCACUGGAGCUGCGCCCUGCGCUCGGCCAUCUCGGACAUCGAGGUGGAGAAGAAGGAGCUGGGAGGCCGCACGCUGCUCAGGGUCCCGGGCUAUGAGGAGCCCGUGGAGUUCGGGGUGCUGGUGGCGUUCGCCUACCCCCUGGAGGGGGCUGGUAAUUGGGGUGACCGGUACCCGGUGGCCGUGGGGCCACCUGGGAAACAGCUGGAGACAAUGCUGGGGACACCUGGCGUACACCCCGGGUGCACCUGGGUGCACCAGCACCUGUCCCCAAUGGCCCCGCCCCCUCUGUCCCCCCAGCACCUGCGUGGUCGGAGCGUGCGUCACCCAAUCACGGGCCGGGUCCUGCCCGUGCUGCACGACGCCGUCGUGGACCCCCAGUUCGGCACCGGCGCGGUCAAGAUCACCCCCGCCCACGACGCCGCCGACUUCGAGGUGGGGCAGCGCCACGGGCUGGGCGUGGCCGCGGUCAUCGGCGAGGACGGCACCAUGGUCAACGUGCCCGCGCCCUUCCUGGGCAUGCCGCGGUUCCAGGCGCGCCAGGCGCUGCUGGAGACCCUCAAGGAGCGGGGGCUGUUCCGGGGAGUGACCGAGAACCCCAUGGUGGUGCCCAUCUGCAGCCGCUCCAAGGACGUCCUGGAGCCGCGGGCCGUGCCCCCGUGGGCGUCGAGCGGCGGGCCGUGCGGGCGCGGGGGGGACCUGAGGCUGCACCCGCCCGGCCACGCCCGCACCUGGUUCACCUGGAUGGACAACAUCAGGGACUGGUGCAUCUCCCGGCAGCUCUGGUGGGGCCAUCGCAUCCCCGCCUACUUCGUCACCAUCGACGACCCCCAGGUGCCCCCCGGACAGGAUGAAGACGAGCGGUUCUGGGUCAGCGGGCGCUCCCCGGACGAGGCUCGGGCCAAAGCGGCCAGCGUUGGCGGGGUCAGCCCCGAGCUGGUCAGGCUGAGGCAAGACGAGGACGUGUUGGACACCUGGUUCUCCUCCGGCCUCUUCCCCUUCUCCAUCUUCGGCUGGCCCGACCAGACCCCCGACCUGGAGCGUUUCUACCCGGGCUCGCUGCUGGAGACCGGGCACGACAUCCUGUUCUUCUGGGUGGCCAGGAUGGUGAUGCUGGGGCUGGCGCUGACCGGGAAGCUGCCCUUCCGGGAGGUGUACCUGCACGCCAUCGUGCGCGACGCCCACGGCCGCAAGAUGAGCAAAUCCCUGGGCAACGUCAUCGACCCCCUGGAUGUCAUCACGGGGGUCACGCUGCAGGAGCUGCACCAGCAGCUGGAGAGCAGCAACCUGGACCCGGCAGAGCUGGAGCGGGCCCGGGAGGGGCAGAAACGCGACUUCCCCGAGGGGAUCCCCGAGUGCGGGACGGACGCGCUGCGCUUCGCCCUCUGCGCCUACACGGCUCAGGGCCGGGACAUUAACCUGGACGUGGGGCGCGUGCUGGGGUACCCCCUUUUUUCCCCCUUCCCCUCCCCGUUGGCGGUGCCCCGGGGGUCGCUGGCCGAGCGCUGGGUGCGCAGCCGCCUCAGCCGGGCCGUGCGGGGCUGCGGCGCCGCCCUGGGCGGCUUCGACUUCCCGGCGGCCACCACGGCCGUGCACGGCUUCUGGGUCUACGAGUUCUGUGACGUGUACCUGGAAUGUGUGAAGCCGGUGCUGGCCCGAGCGACCCCCGCCCAGCCCGGGGGGGAGGGGCAGGAGGAGGAGGGGGAGGGGCAGCAGGAGGGGGAGGGGCGCGACGGCGACGAGGAGGAGGAGGAGCAAGGUGACCUGGCGGCCGUCAGGGCCACGCUGCUGCUCUGCCUGGACGGGGGGCUGCGCCUGCUCGCCCCCUUCAUGCCCUUCCUGGCCGAGGAGCUGUGGCAGCGCCUGCCCCGCGCCCCCCCCGCGCCCCCCAGCGUCAGCCUGGCCCCCUUCCCCGAGCCCGAGCAGUUCUGCUGGCAGGACGAGGAGGCCGAGGCCACCAUGGAGUUCGUGCUGAGCAUCGUGAGGGCGCUGAGGAGCCUGAGGGCGGCGCACGGGCUGACCCGCCAGAGACCCCGCGUGUUUCCUGCAGACCCCAGACCCGAGCUGGGGUCCCGGGGUCCUGGGGUGCGCGGGGUGGGCUCCGGCGUGCGCUGCUGGGGGGUGGGGGGCCCCGGGCCGCGUCGGGGCGCCCCCCGGGCUGCGCGCGUGCGUCGGCGUCCGGCUGCGGUGCACCUGCUGCUGCAGGGCAUCGUGGACCCCCCCUCGGAGCUGGCCCGGCUCGGGGGGCGCCGCCGGGAGCUCGGCCGGGCCCUGGAGCGGCUCCGGGAGCGCCGGGCGGGCCCCGGGUACGCCCAGAAGGUUCCGCCGCAGGUGCAGGAGAACGACGAGGCCAAGCUGGCCCAGCUGGAGUCGGAGCUGCGGAACGUUCUGGAAGCCGAGGAGCUGAUGAGGAAAAUGCUGUGACCCCUCCCCCCCAUCCCCUCAGGAACCCUCCCCAAAUAAAGCCUAGCUUGGCCCCGCC